UUUUAUAAACAAAGCUUAUAAACUAAAACUUAAGUCUAUAUAAGUAAUAAUAACCAUGCGACAUCCAACUGAAAAACGUGAAGAAAACUCUGUAGAAUUAGAAUCCCAAUUUAUUUUACGUAUGCCUCCAGAACCUUCUCGAUUAUUACGAGAGAUGAUUCGGAGUGGUGUUACAAAUUUUAAAGACCGUGUUUCAAUUCGAUUAGAAAAUGAUGUUCGAUAUGGUGAAGUUAGGGUUGAUCAUUACCUGUUACAUGCUAAAAUUGUGGAUUUGCCGACAAUAAUCGAAUCAUUGAAAACAAUCGAUUCGAAAAGUUUUUACAAAACCGCUGAUAUUUGUCAAAUGAUGGUAUGCAAAGAGGAGGAAGAUCAAACUACAACCGAUGACGAAGCUCCAAGUAAGAAUAAGAAAAAAGAUCCCAACAAAGUGGACAAGAAAUUUUUAUUUAUGCAUGGUAUAACACCACCAAUGAAAAAUGUUCGUCGUAGAAGAUUUCGAAAAACGUUAAAAAAGAAAUUCGUUGAACAACCGGAGAUUGAAAAGGAAGUGAAACGUCUAUUGCGUAUUGAUAACGAUGCUGUUAGUGUAAAAUGGGAGAUAAUAAUCGAUGAAGAUGAACAAAAAUCUGGUGGUAUGCAAAAUCCAUCAUCUUCAGUAGAUGCAAAUUACGAAUAUAUUAAUCCAAUUAAAAAUGAAGACAUUAAAUAUGAAACAUCUGAAAUAGAAAACAUGAAAAGUGAAUCGGAAAUUAUUGGCGAAGGAACAAAUGUGGACGUUGAACAAGAAAUAUUUGGUUCGGCUGUUAGUGAUAGUGAAGAUGAAAAUAUAAAUGUCAUGGAUAUUGAUGAAAGUUCACGUAUCAGUGGCGAUGAUAGUCGAAUGUAUGAUUCUGAUUCACAGGGUCGUAUAAGUACAGUGCCACAAAAUGAUUUGGUUACCGAAUUUUCUAAAGAUAUGUUUUCACCAUCAACCAGUAAUACAAGUAGAAAUUUAAAAUCCGAACAAAUUGAUAUUAAAAAUGAGCCGAUCGGUUCAAUGUCAUCUUCCUUCGAAUAUAACAUGUAUAAAAAUCAAGAUUCAGAUUCAAUGAAAAUGGAAAGUGAAUCAUCGAAUGUGUUUAGUGGUUUAACAAAAGAACAAAUUUUAUCAAAAAUAUCGGAUUUAGAAACACAAUUAACUGAUUUACGUCAACAACAACAACAGCAAGAGAUGGAAUUGUCUACAAUUGAGAAUCAAGCACUUCGACAACGAUUUCAAGAUAUUAACAAUCGUCUUUUACAAGAAAUGUAUGAAAAGGAGAAUAAUUUACGAACAUUACAAUCGUUAUUAUAAAGAGCAAAAAAAUGAACAAAUUACUUGUUUAAAAUAUUCCAUUAAAUACAUACUGUUUUUUAAAUCAUUUCCUAUAAUACUGAAUGUGAAAGAGUACUAAUCACUGAGUGUGAGAGAGUACAUAUACAUUAAGCAAUGUGUAUAAGCAAUACACAAUUAGAUGCUUUUAUUGUUGCUACUGUUCAUAAACAUGCAAGGAGACAUAUAAUAGUAUCUUUCUUAUACAUAUUUCUUAAUGUAUAAGUACUCUCUCAUACUUAUUGAUGUACUAAGGGAAAUGAUUGAAAAAACGCACAGUAUAUAUAAAUCUACAUUAUGUAUUAAACAAUAAUUGCUUGUUUUAAAAAGCGGACAUUUUAAAAAACUUUUGCUCUAUUGUUGUCUAGCUCUAUGCUAAAAAUAUUACAAGCUGAGAGUUUAGAAAUUAGCUUCGAAAAUUAAGACGCCGUCAAAUUAAUCGCAUAAUGAAAUUCGAAAAUAUGCUACGAAAUAGAAUUAUGGUGGAAGCAAAAUAAAGGUUAUAUGAAUAAAGUAAGCAUUGGGAAAUUAAUUUUAAAUAUACAAAAUUUAAAAAAAAGUCUACUAAGGUAUAUUACAUAAAUAGAUUAGAAUUUUAAAAUCAGGAUUCACUUUUGUUUCGGAACGAAUACUAAAGAAAUUUCCGGAAAUUUUAUA
Molecule: messenger RNA, 2008 nt
Organism: Chrysoperla carnea
Lineage: Eukaryota; Metazoa; Arthropoda; Insecta; Neuroptera; Chrysopidae
Gene: Taf7
Product: transcription initiation factor TFIID subunit 7
Exons: 2
Coding region: 56-1333 (425 amino acids)
Biological process (GO): RNA polymerase II preinitiation complex assembly; transcription initiation at RNA polymerase II promoter
Cellular component (GO): transcription factor TFIID complex
Molecular function (GO): RNA polymerase II general transcription initiation factor activity
Source: RefSeq, a predicted model, not a curated record